AUGUUCUUUUUCUUGACUGGCGAAUGGCCGGCGUACGCGUUUGGCUCGCUCACUUCUGUAGACUUCCCACCCUCCUUCCCCGCGCCCGCGUUGAUAAGCCCGCGCCGAGUGCUGCGUCUAUACAUUAAAGUGAAUGCUGUACACCCUGGUUAUGUCGAUACAGACAUGUCGUCCCACAAAGGCAAGAUGACAAUUGAUGAAGGUGCAGCUGCGCCACUUUAUGUCGCACUGGAUGCCCCUGAUUCUGUACGAGGUCAAUAUGUGUGGUAUGACAAGAGGAUUGUCAAUUGGGAUGGGCAGAGGCCAAAAGAAGAGUAUUAG
This is a messenger RNA of Parnassius apollo (apollo), 321 nucleotides long. NCBI's taxonomy places the organism in Eukaryota, Metazoa, Arthropoda, Insecta, Lepidoptera, Papilionidae. The record is from the annotation of a GenBank genome assembly.